CGCUGUCCUGAUGGGCGGGGACGGGCGGCCCCAGGACGGCGGCGGUGAGGUUGUGUCGCCCUGGGUCCGGCCGACGCUCGUGUCCUGGUGGCUCUGGUUGUCCCUCGCGCGCAUCGUGGGUUUCCUUCCGAUUAACAAGAUCGAGGGCCGCGGUGACUUACCGGACGUGUCUCGAGCCUGGACCAGGUACGGCAUGGGGCUGCUGGCGACACUGACGCUGCUGCGCGCCACGUCCACGGCCUUCUUCUGGCUUGGGCCGUACCCCACCCAGUGCAUGUCACACACCGAUGUGUUCCACACGGCCUUCAUCGCCAUGGUGAUGCUCAAGAUCCUGGGGAUGAGCGUGGUCUCGCUGGCGUGCUUGCGAGCGAGACACUCGCAGUGCGCCGUGGUCGCGGGCCUGCAGCGCUGCCUGGAGCUGCAGCCCCUGCUCCGGCCGGAGUGCUGGGCGCGUCUCCUGGCCAUCAACGCAACCUUCUUUGCGCUCCUCAUCUUUUUCCCGUUCUCGAACUUGACGGGCGCGCAGAGCAUAGAGCUGACCUUCGACGUGUUCUCUGACGUGUGCGACGUGCUCUCCACGCUCCUCCUGGCCGUCUUGGAGGGCGUGUUCGCCAACGAAGUCUCCCUGCUCUGGGCCUUCUGCACCGACCUGCGCCUGCGUAUUCUUAGCCUCCUCCUCACCUCGCCAACAAGCCCGGCCUUCCCUCCCGCGUCCCCGUCGACCUCCCCGCUGGCCUCCUCGCCAGCCUCCCCUUUUCUACUUCGUACCACCCCGGGCGAUGUCUCUCCGCUCCAGUUGUCACCCUGGUCGAUGGAGAACGGUCGCCACCCGGACCUGACCUCUAGCCCCGGCGGCCAGUCGGUGGACUCCGCCUGGUCGUCGGACACGUACUGUCGUCCUGCCGCCCGGAGCCCUCCGGCCGAGGUCGCCGUCUCCUGGAGGGAGGUGCGGCUGCGACACAUCCGCCUGCAGGACGUGCGGCUCGCCAUGUGCUCGGCGAACGGCUGGCCGAACCUGAUCGCCACCACGCUGUCCCUCCUGGACACGUCCGUGUCGCUCUUCCAGGACGUGUCCUCGGUCGAGGCCCAGGACAGGGGCUCCAUGCCGUUCUUCUCGGCGGCUUGGGGCCUCGUCGUGGCCGCAAAGUUCGCGUUCAUUUGCUGCACCUGCCAACAGGUGCAGAACGAGCACUCUGCCAUGUUGCACGCCCUGAACGGAUUUCUGGCGCGCUACCCGGACCUGCCGUCCGACGUGAACUCAGAGGUGCGGGGCUGCAUCUCUCAGAUACAGCUGUUAAAGAAUGAUUUUACUGCUCUGGACAUCGUCACCCUCAACGUGAAGACCAUGGCGUCGACUAUUCUGGCUGUUUUUUCGUAUAUUGUGGUUCUGGUGCAGUUCGACCGCUCAUGCUGACAGGCUUCUCUGAGCUCGCAAGGCGGCACAGUGAGCAGAAGAGUUUGAGGGACAGAAUGACAUGGCAAGACAAGACU
Messenger RNA from Frankliniella occidentalis (western flower thrips), 1491 nucleotides. RefSeq lists its product as uncharacterized. Bases 11 to 1414 code for a protein of 467 amino acids. The transcript has 5 exons. The record is from RefSeq and is a predicted model, not a curated record. Gene Ontology annotation, cellular component: membrane. NCBI's taxonomy places the organism in Eukaryota, Metazoa, Arthropoda, Insecta, Thysanoptera, Thripidae. Gene Ontology annotation, biological process: sensory perception of taste.